UUACUUGAAAAAGUGUCAUUUGCAUGUCAUUUGCAUUUCGAAAAAUUGGAUACCAUAAUUAUGCCUAGAUGAAGAGACUAUGUUGAAGUGUGUGUCUCGAAACAAACUAAAACUUCUCUGGCGAGAAAGAAUUCCUCACUUCCCUGUCCUUGGACUUGAUAUCCCGGGCACGAUGUUCUCGAAACCGUUCAGAGUGAAGAGCAACAUUAUGUUGCGCAAUUCAGAUAAGCGCAAGUUGCGUACUGAUCUAGAGUCCUGCUAUGGCCCUACUUUUGCUAAAGCAGCAGAUUCUCUGCUUCCAGGGAAAUCUACUUUGACGUUGGUGACGGCUGUUUUGCAUCGCGAGGACGAGACGAGCAUCUUUUGUGUGGAUGGCGAGCCAGCAUUCUUCAUGAGUCAGCCUGAGAAUGUGAUUCUCCCAACUGUGUACACACUGUGGAAGUGUCCUGGUCUUGCUCCUACAUGGUUCACUGGAGAGCAGGUGGUGGGGAAACUGCAGGGUGGUGCUGACUUAAUGCUUCCCGGUGUCAUCACUAGAGCCGGUGCAACCGAUGCUGGACUUGGAGAGUUUCCAGCGCGUGCCCCGCGCAGCGUUGCCACUCCAAGCAACCUUGCGUCCGUUGGUGUCGGUGUGACAGCAGUGGCAAGCUCAGCUAUUGCCACUCAGAUUGCCAACUUCUCCAGCGUGCGCGGUAAAGGCAUAUUGAUGAAACACACCGUGCUUGAUCACCUAUGGCUCUAUGGUUCCAAAACUGCCCAGCCGCACAUCUCUAUCGACGACAUUGCCGAAGAGACACAGCAUGCUGGAUUCGAUACUCUAGGCAGCGAUAAGCCAGGUGAAGCGGACUCCAGUGCACAAUCUAUGCAGCAAACUAGCGCUGCAACGGCCGAUUCGGAAGCAGCUUCCGGAGCAGUGGUCGCAGCUGCUGAUGAUGAGGAGGCUGGUAGCGAAGUGUCUCGGGUUGAGCAGAUGGACGUGCUUCUGGAGAGGUGCUUUCUGCUAGCUCUUGCCUAUCGUGUGCGCAAAGUCGACCUGCCUGUGUUGACAAGUCAGUUCUACAGGACCCACAUGCAGUCCUGCUGCCAGGGGGAUGAACAUCUAGAAAUCAAACACAGCAGCCACAAGAAAGUGUCACGCUUCCUGGCGGCAAUGGGUGCAAAGUUCACUGGCUGUUUCACCGUCAAGGAAACGUCUAAAGGAGUGGACUCGGUCACGGAUGUGAACUGGUCACACCCAGCUAUUAGACAAGCAAAGUCUGACUUUGGUAGCCUACUGCCAUCUUUGGAUGAGGAUAGUCCCGCUGCUGAAGCCAGUGCACCGACUUUCAGUCUCUACUUAUCGCCUUCAGUGGACUUGAUGCCGGUAUUCUCUGCCUCUGGGUACGCCAAAGAUUCCUUGCUUACAGAUAGCGACAUCAAGGAGGCUGUCACAAAGUAUGUCCGCUCUAAUGACCUGGUGGACGAGGCGAAGCGUACCCACAUACACUUGAAUGAUGCCCUCAGCAAAGCGCUCCGGAAAAAGGGCGAGCCGGCACCAACAUUGCUACGCUGGGACGAACUGAUGCGUGGGGUCAAGGCAAAGAUGCUGCCUCGCCAUGAGAUUGUCACUUCGUCUGGAAUCAAGGUCAUGCACAAAGGCGCGCUGCAGCCGAUCUCAGUGUCAACCGCUCUACGGACCGGCAACAAGGUCGUGACACUGAUCGACAAUGUCGAGGUUUACGGCAUAGAAGCCAAGGACUUGGCAGAGCGAAUGCAGCACGUAAUGGCAAGCAGUGCCAGCGUGCACAACAAAGCUACCAAGGGCAAGGCUGACAGACAGGUGCUUGUACAGGGAAAUGCUGUCAGAGCGGUUACCGACAUGCUUCAAGAUCACUACAAUGUGCCACAGCAGGCCAUCACCGUGCAGCAGGGAAAGUCGAAGAAAUCGGGCGGCAAGGGCAAAAAGUGAGGUCUGCUGCCCACUUGCCCGCCGCCAGCAUACACGUUCCGCUGUACCAUGGAUGGCUGCUGUACUAGCUAUGCCGCCCCUGCUCUGGUUCUCUAUAGUACACGGGCAUGUACCUCAUACAUACAGCAACCACGCAACACAGUAUUUUAAAAUAACUUUCAUUAAAAAUUCAAUUUCGGCAUCAAACUGACCAGCAGCAUAAAAAUCUACAGCAUAAAAGCGACUGAAAUUCAUAUAACCUUUCCUGUAGUAUGAGCGGCUGCCUUGAGAGCGCAGUGAAUAUUGAUAUUGGCUGUGUGUGUUUGAUUGCUCAUAAAACACAAACCCAUUGUUGAGCUAGGAGUUUGCAUGGCAGACUAUUCUAAGAAUUAACGCAGUGAUUGAAACACUGAUGCUGGACAUGCUGUUACUCGAUGCUCCACAUCUCACUCUAAUUUCAGAAUUAUUUUUGUGCAGUCGUCA
This is a messenger RNA of Sycon ciliatum, 2410 nucleotides long. Its product is annotated as eukaryotic translation initiation factor 2D-like. Gene Ontology annotation, biological process: translational initiation; formation of translation preinitiation complex. Bases 80 to 1948 code for a protein of 622 amino acids. Gene Ontology annotation, molecular function: translation initiation factor activity. The record is from RefSeq and is a predicted model, not a curated record. Lineage: Eukaryota; Metazoa; Porifera; Calcarea; Leucosolenida; Sycettidae. The transcript is spliced from 3 exons.